Molecule: messenger RNA, 4848 nt
Organism: Cyprinodon variegatus (sheepshead minnow)
Lineage: Eukaryota; Metazoa; Chordata; Actinopteri; Cyprinodontiformes; Cyprinodontidae
Gene: baz1a
Product: bromodomain adjacent to zinc finger domain 1A
Exons: 22
Coding region: 171-3371 (1066 amino acids)
Biological process (GO): chromatin remodeling
Molecular function (GO): protein binding
Source: RefSeq, a predicted model, not a curated record
AAAUUUCCCAGCAAACCGGGAGUCCGUGAAGUGGUCUAAAAGUUCGUCAACAAGCCGCCAGGCUGAACCCGGAGUUCUUCCUCCUCGGACCGGACCGCCUGUUACCGCUUCAUCGAUCCACAACUCGGUGAAGACCGACCCGUCCUAUCGAGUGGAAGCGGAGCGAAGAGAUGCCGCUGCUCCACAGAAAACCCUUCGUCCGGCAGAAACCUCCGGCGGACCUGCGGCCGGAGGAAGAAGUGUUUCUCUGUAAAAUCACCCAUGAAGUCUUCAGGACCUACGACGAGUUCUUUGAAAGGACCAUCCUCUGUAACAGCUUAGUGUGGAGCUGUGCACUGACGGGGCGAGCGGGCCUCACCUACCUGGAGGCUGUGGAGAGCGAGCGACGGGCCAGGCAUAGUCUGCAGAGCUUCCCUCAGGCCCUCGUAGUGCCGCUGCUCCACCUGGCCGCCCUGAGCCGCCGCCGCAGGCUGUCAGAGCUCUGCGAGGAUGUUUACGCCUUUGUCAAAGAUCGUUUCUUCCCGGGAGAAACGGUGGACGUCAGCGGGCGCAACGGAGCCAGGCGGGUGUGCGAGAUUGUGCAGGUUCUCUCGCCUUCGUCAUUUUCUAACAGAGCGCCACCCCCCGUCAGCCAGAGCAAGCCGGCGGACAGCGACACCAUCGUCAUCAGCGACAGCGACGAUGAAAGGGACGUCUUUGAGAGUCCCACACAGCUCAACGGUGGAAAGAAGAAGCCUCUGAAUCCAUCCGCAUAUAAUUAUAAAGUCCGGCUGGUCAAAGAUGAAGGCAGUGAACCUUUCACAGUCAAAGCCAAUCAGAUCAGCCGUAAGAAAUCUGUGCUAUCCAGAGAACGCCUGAAGCUCCUCUUCAAGCAUCAUUGUGAACCUCAGAAGGGCAGCAUCAUUCUGAAGCCCUCCACAGUGAAGCAGUACAGGCUCUCUGAACAGACCUUCUCUCAGUUCUUCCCUGAGGACCCCCCGCUAUUCAGCCCCCCCUCUAAUGGCUCCCCAGGAAAGGCGCCAUCAAUAAACGUGCUGGAAGAGAAGCUUAAGCUGCUGCAGAAACGAGAGGAGAUGGCUGCUGCAACCCAUGAGAAAGCACGGCUGAAGAGGGAGAGGGAGGAGGUGCAGGAGGCCAAAAGGAAGGAGCGAGAGGAUAAAGACAAGCUGAGGGAGGAGCAGAGACUAAGAUUUGAGGAGGAGAAGCAGAGGAAGAGGAAUGAACGGGAGCUCAGGAAGCUAGAGAAGGAGAGGGAACGAGAGAAGCUGAAAGAAGAGAAGAAGAAAUAUGCUCAGCGCCUGAGGCUGCUAAACCAACCCAGAGAGGAUAUGGAGUGUGAAAACCUGAAGGAGCUACCCAACCCGGUCCCGGUGAAAACCCGACUCCCUGCUGAGCUCUUUGGAGAAGCUCUGAUGGUUCUGGAGUUUCUGCGAGCUUUCGGUGAACUUUUUGACCUGAAAGACGAGUUUCCUGAUGGAAUCACUCUGGAGGUUCUGGAGGAGGCUCUGGUCGGCAAUAACCCAGAAGGGCCUCUGUGUGAGCUCCUCUUCUUCUUCCUGACGGCCAUUUUUCAGGCUCUGGACGAGGAGCAGGAGGAGGUGGCUAAAGAUCAGGCUGAAGGCCUGUGGGAGGCCCUGGACGAUGACUCGGAUCCCACUCAGUCAGCUCUGACUGCUGUGGCCUCGCUGGCUGCAGCCUGGCCUCAGCUGCAUCAGGGUUCUGGUCUCAAACAGCUGGACCUGGACAGCUGCACGCUGUCUGAAAUCCUGCGCCUCUACAUUCUGGCCUCUGGCGCCGAUUGUAACCACAACAAUGCUAAGUUCCGGUACCAAAAACAGGGCGGCUUCACCGUCAUGGACGACCCGUGUGUGAACCUGCGGCUGUCUGAUCCGGUCCUGGUGAAGAAGCUGUCCUGCACUUCGGUUUAUGACCUCACACCAGGAGAAAAGCUGAAGAUCCUCCAGGCUCUGGUGGGGAAGCUGCUGACUUUAGCAUCGAGCAGAGAUCUGAUUGAAGACUGUGUGGACGAACAGAAGGCGGCUAAACAGGAGCUGCGAGAGAUCAGAGCUGAGCAGCACCGCAGGAAGCGGGAGGAGACGGCGCUGAGGUGUGAUGAAGACUCAAAAAAAGACCUGAAAAUGAGGAAGAGCAAGAAGAAGGAAGAUGACCAAGCAUCCGAUGAUGGAAGCAGUGACGGUGGGCGGGUCAUUAAGACUGUUCUGGAGCGAUGGAGGGAGUCGCUGCAGUCCUGCUCCAGCUUCUCCCAGGUGUUCGUCCACCUGUCUAGUCUCGAAAGGAGCAUUCGCUGGUCCCGUUCGGUCCUCAACGCCCGCUGCCGCCUCUGCAGACGCAAAGGAGACGCAGACAGCAUGCUGCUGUGCGACGGCUGCGACCGAGGACACCACACCCACUGUCUGAGGCCCCGUCUCAAGUGUGUUCCAGAGGGAUCCUGGUUCUGUCCCGACUGUCGACCCAAACAGAGAUCCAGCCGCGUUCCCUCCCGACAGCGCUCCUCUGUAGACGACAAUGAGGAGGACGACGAAGAGGAGGAGGAUGAAGAGGAGGAGUCAGAAGAGGAAUCUGAGGAGGAAGAUGAGGAGGAGCAAGAAGAGGAGGAGGAGGAAGAGGAGGAAGCUGUGAGCACCAAGAAGAGCCAGGCUGCCCCCCCCAGAGGCAAAACCCUUCAGGCCACGCCCAGAGGUCAACAAGCUCCGCCCAGAAACGGAGCUGCUUCAUCGGGGAAAACCUCUGCUGCCUCCAGAAGCUCAGGGAAGAAGGCGUCUGCUCCUAACGACAGAGCGGCGUCCCGCUCAGGACAGCGUGGCGCCGCCCGCCUCAGUAAUGAGACCCUCCCUCCAAAGAGCAGCGUCAGAACCUCACCGGGUCAGAGAGACGUCAGCAAGAGGCCCUCAGCAGAAGCUGCGCCUUCCAAACCAUCAAAAACAGUCCUCCCAGUUCUCCCAGCAGCCUCCUCAUCCUCCUCCAGUCGGCGCUCCUCAGGGAGGAAUCAGGGAGUCCAUGAGCUGUCUGCCUGUGAGCAGCUGACGGUUGAGCUGGUCAGACAUGAGGACAGCUGGCCCUUCAUGAAGCUGGUAUCCAAGACUCAGGUUCCUGAUUACUAUGACAUCAUCACAAAGCCCAUAGCUCUGAGCACCAUCAGAGAGAAGGUCAACAACUGUCAAUAUCAGACCGCAGGUGACUUCAUCUCAGACGUGGAGUUGAUGUUCUCCAACUGUCUCCAGUAUAAUCCCCGUCAGACCAACGAGGCCAAGGCCGGAGUCCGCCUGCAGCAGUUCUUCCAUUCCGAGCUCAGCCGCCUCGGCCUCAGAGAACGCUGCUAUGCUCCGCCCACCAAGCGCUCCCGGCAGUGACCUCUCGACCUCUGCUGGCUCCUGGGCCUGGAAAAGCAUCGAUAUGAGAGGGCGCCCAGAGGGCAAACAGGAAUAAAACAUGUUCUUUUUAUAUAAAAACUUCCAUCUACAGCAGCUCUGACUGGAGAGUUCCGUCUGUUGACCUGCUGUGAGGUGAAGCUUUGUAGAAAGGCCUUGGGGUUCUUCUGUGGUCUGCAAGGCAUUUCUUUUCCACUGCGUCAACAGGAGCGUUGAUCAACCAAACAUGGUGCUGUAGGACGAUAGAGUCCCUGCUCAUUUUCACCCUGUUUCAUUUAAAACCACUGGGAAACUUUUGCACUGACCCAUAAACUUCCACCUGAUUGGGCUUUACCUGAUUGCUCAGGGACAAACGUUCGCAUUCUGACGCUGCCGUAGCGAAACGAUCAAAUGUACAUAGGCGUGAACCGUGUGUGCGAGAAGCCGUCGUUUGGUUGACGGAUUGUUGGUCCAAGCGGACAUCCUUCCAUCACAGAAUAUUUCAGGUGAUCAAUAUAAACUCUGACACUUCAAACCUAAACUACUGGAAACACAGAACCCGUUUGUAGUUCAAAAAUGUUUAUUUCAUAAUUCAGUGGAGUUAUUUUCUUAUAGCAGAUAUGUAGCAUUUUCAGAUGUACAUAAAGGAAAUGAAAGUGAAAGCCAUAAAAUAUGAAGACGCCCAUUUAAAUCCCAAAUCUUUUUGCUCUUUGAAGCAUAAAUUAAAAGAACUAAACUUGGCUAUUUAUGUAAGAGAUGUAAUCUUCCUAAAACUUUAAUAUCUGGAUGUUUCUUUGGAGAGCCCCCUAACAUUUAUAUAUUUGAUAUUUAAAACCGCUUUAGUCGCCAUAAAGCGAACAAUCCAUAGAUCCCAUCCAGUUUCAUUCAUCAAGUGAGUUUAGAGGAAAAAAUUGUUCCCUUGAGAUUUUAUGAAAGUAAAGAGUUUAUGUUUGGUGUUAAUCAAUAAAUUGUUAGAUUCAGUGGAAUAAAGAAAGAGGAAGAGGAGCAGCUGAAGAUGCUGUUCUUCCUCCUGCCUCUGGCUCAGGGUUCGAUUGUUCAGGUUCUUCUAGUUGAACCUCUGCAGCUCGAGCUUUUCACAGGAAGUGCUGCUGUUUUAAAGUUGAAGUAGAACAAAGAUUACAGCCAAACAGGAGCAGCCUGGAGGAAAGAUGCUCCUUUCUUUUGUUCUUCACAUUCCAUUUAGAUGGCAGGGAAGGGUCAAGCUAGCUGUGUCCUGCUCUCUGGUAGCGGCGGUUUGAGUGUUUGGGACUACUGCACCAUGUUCUGAUGUUUUUGGUACGCUGUGCCCCGUCUGUUCGCUGGGUUAACAUCAGCUGGAGACACUACACUGGAGCUGUUGCAGACCCCCACCCCCCACUGCUCUGUAUUUAUUAGUCAAAACUUUCUUUUCGCUCUCCUUAUUUAUGACAGUUUGUCCUGAUGUUGUUCUAAUGUUAAAAUAAACAGUUUUUACUGAAAC